This is a messenger RNA of Acanthochromis polyacanthus (spiny chromis), 998 nucleotides long. It is a transcript of the gene c3h22orf23, whose product is annotated as chromosome 3 C22orf23 homolog. The record is from RefSeq and is a predicted model, not a curated record. The transcript has 8 exons. NCBI's taxonomy places the organism in Eukaryota, Metazoa, Chordata, Actinopteri, Pomacentridae. The coding region runs from base 143 to 745 and encodes 200 amino acids.
GUUGUUUCCUGGUUGCUAUAGCAACAAGCUGUUGCUCUCAGCACCACCGAAGAAGACGCUCCGUUCUCCUCAGAAAAAACAUUACAGUGCAGAAAUUGAGCUACAGAUGUCGUUUGCUGAUAAAUAAAAAAGCAGACCAAAGAUGGAGGCCUCUUCACAGAGCACAGCUGGUAGAGGACUGUGGAACAACCCUAGAGUCACCCAGUGCAGCAAGGAGGCCCAAGACAUGCUGAGAUUAAUGAAGGAGGAAUCAAGACUUGCCAACAUCCAGAGAAAAAAGAUUGAUAAAUGUCUGAAAAACAGGGCAGCUUCGCCUUUCACCUCUGAUCCCACACCGUUGUCCACUUGCAGUAAAUCUGCACAGAAACAACUGGCAGGAAUUUGUCAGAAACGCAGCGCUGAAUCUUGUCGGUCUGGGAACAGCUACAUGAGAGAGAAGUUCCGUCCUGGUCCUACACGAGACUUGGAGAAAGAGAAGAGGAGGCUUCAGAACAUUUUGGCAACAGGAAAAGAAGAGGCCUCAGCUGCAUCUCCUCACAAAGCUCCUGCACGUCGUGACCCAGAGGCGUCAGAGGAGGAGGAUCGGUGUCAGGAAGUUCUGAAUGAAAUAGAGGAGAGAAGACAGUUUCUGGUAGAUAUGGCCUCACUGGGUCAGGAGAAGAACUACAUUGACAUUAUCAACACUGAGAUAUCACAGAAAAUUCGAGAACUGGAGGUGUUGGACAAGGCCCACAGUUCCAAGUAGGACGCAACGAUGGAGGGGAGAACUGGCAACAGAGACUGUGGCAGCAGAGAACACUGACUGGACAUGUUGUUGUCAGGGUCUUUUAAAGUUUUAACUUGGAAACUUUGAAUAGAUUGAAUCAUAACCAUUCAGCACAGAGCCAAGAAUGUGAAGAGUUAAGUGUGAUGUCUGCAGAAAGGCUACAACUCUAAUAUCUGCUUUGUGCUUCAACAGUACAGCAGUGAAAACAACAAACAUGAUCUAUUUGCAUGAA